Molecule: messenger RNA, 1419 nt
Organism: Colletotrichum truncatum
Lineage: Eukaryota; Fungi; Ascomycota; Sordariomycetes; Glomerellales; Glomerellaceae
Product: glycosyl hydrolase family 76
Biological process (GO): carbohydrate catabolic process; fungal-type cell wall biogenesis
Molecular function (GO): mannan endo-1,6-alpha-mannosidase activity
Source: RefSeq, a predicted model, not a curated record
AUGGCCGCAUCUCUCGUUUCGACCCUCUCGGGCGCCCUUCUUUUGUUUGGCAGUCUACCUGGGGCAUCUGCUGAACUCAAGAUCGGAUCCCGUGACGAAAUCGUCAAGUCUUCCGGCCAGAUUGCUAAAGACUUGUUUACUGUCUACCAAGGCGACAAGCCUGGUGCGGUUCCUGGUCUUCUUCCCGGACCUCCAACCGAUGGAAAAGGCGACUUUUACUGGAUCCAUGGCGCUAGCUUCUUUUCUACCUACCUCGACUACCAGCAUUGGACCGGGGACGAUUCCUAUCAGGCCAGCAUCAUCAAGGCUCUGACGCAUCAAGUUGGCCCUCGCAAUGAUUACUUACCUCCCAAUAUCACGGCAACGGUCGGAAACGACGACCAGUGCUUCUGGGGCUCGGCCGCGCUCCUCGCUGCGGAGUACCAGCUGCCAAAGGGAGAUGGUAUCCCGGCUUGGAUUGACGUAGCGAAGAACGUAUGGGAAACUCAGGCUUCGCCGGACCGUCACGAUGACACCUGUGACGGCGGACUGCGCUGGCAGAUUCCCCCUUCUAACAACGGUUACAACUGGAAGCAAACAACCUCUAACGGAUGCUUUCUCAGCAUGGGCGCUCGUCUUGCCAGGUUCACGGGCAAUGCAACCUACGCUGAAUACGCGGAGAAGACAUGGGACUGGUUGAACACUGUCGGCUUCAUCGACAACAAGACCUCUGCUGUUUACGACGGUGCUCACACAGAAACCAACUGCACCGACAUCAGCAAGAUUCAGUUCUCUGUGAACGCCGCAAUCCUGACCGAGGGAGCCGCGUUCAUGUACAACUUUACCAACGGCUCCGACGUCUGGCGCCAACGCACGGAAAAGCUCGCCGACUCUCUUCUGAAGACCUUCUUCCCCAAGGGCAUCGCCUACGAAGUGGCUUGCGAGUCCGAGCAGGGUCGCUGCACCAUCGACCACCUCUUCAUGAAGGGCUACCUGCACCGCUGGUUGUCCGUCGCCACCCAAGUGGCUCCUUUCCUCUCAGAAAAGGUGCUUCCCGUCCUCAAAUCGUCCGCUGAGGCCGCCGCCAAGCACUGCCAGGGUGACGCUGGCGCGACUACUUGCAGCUUCUACUGGAGCGAGGCCCAGUUUGUCGACCCCAAGAAAGCCGAUGAUAGCACCGGUGUUGCCGAGAGAUCGAGCGCUCUGUCUGCCAUCUCAGGCUUGCUCAUCAAAGACGCCAAGGCUCCCGUGACCGAGAAGACGGGAGGUAGCAGCAGCAGUGGUAACUCUGCCAGCUCUGGCUCCGCUACGGGUUCUGCCGCGGGAGCUUCUGGUUCCGCCUCUCCCGCAACGGCGCCCUCUGCUGCGGGUAACUUUGGCGUCAACAUGAAGAUGUCAUUGCUCGUCAGUGCCUUGGCGGCUUUUGCCUGGGCUCUCUAA